CAGCUAAUCUUCUUCUUUACCACAUUUGGCUCAUCCUCUGAUUUAGGAGGGAGCCAACGUUUUCUAUAAAAGCAAAGUGUCGAAUCUCUUCAUCAUCACUUAACUGAUCAUUUCUCCUAACUUUCAACAUGAAACAAGUAGUUUUAGCUUUGGCUCUUCUUGGCGUCGCGGCCUGUGCCCGGCUUGACCACCUCGAGAACAAGUACCUUCCUCCCAGCAGAGGCAGCUCUGCGUCCGGACAAUACAGCGGGGCGUCUUCCGGUAGUGCGGGAAGAGGGUCUGGACAAUAUUCCGGUAGUUCAACUGGGCAAUAUUCCGGUGGUGCAUCUGGAUCAGGGCAAUAUUCCGGCGCUUCAUCUGGACAAUACUCCGGUGCUUCCGGGGACGCUUCCGGGCGCUUUUCCGGACAAUUCGGUGGUUCUUCCGGUCCCCAGGUCCCUAUCCUCCGUUUCGAAAACAAUGUCAAUGGUGACGGAACCUACAAUUUUGCCUACGAAACCGGUGAUGGCGUCCAGGCUCAGGAGGAAGGUUACUUGAAGAAUGCCGGAUCUCAGGAUGAGGCUCAGGCUGCGCAAGGGUCCUUCUCGUACACCGCCCCCGACGGCCAACAAAUCUCUCUCACCUACACCGCUGACGAAAACGGUUUCCAACCCCAAGGCGAACAUUUGCCUACUCCUCCCCCAAUCCCUGAAGCUAUCCUUAAAUCCUUGCAAUUUAACCAGGAGGAGGAAGCUCGUGGUGUUGUCGAUGAUGGACAGUACAGGGAGCAACCCCAACAGUUUGGAGGACGUGGUGUCCAACAAGGCGCUCAAGGACAGUUUGGAGGACAACAAGGAGCGCAAGCUCACUUUGGAGGACAACAAGGAGCUCAACGUCAGUUUGGAGGACAACAGGGAGCUCAAGGACAGUUUGGAGGACAACAGGGAGCUCAGGGACAGUUUGGAGGAUAUCCUCAAGCUGGUCAGGGACAAUUUGGAGCAAGGCAAGGUGCGGCUCAGGGUCAGUUUGGUGGUGCGCGACCAGCAGCAGCCCCCCAACAACAGUUUGGAGGACCCGCUUCUGCCCCACAACAGCAGUUCCGCGGUUCCGGAGGAACUCAACAAGCUGCUAAUGGUGGUUACAGAUACUAGUCCGGUUUGAUCUGCGAUAACGAAUGCCAAGAUGCCAAGAUGUAUUAGAAAUAUGUACCUUAUUUUUAUUGUAAAUAUUGUUAAUAACAAUAAAUUAUUAUUUUGAUGAAA
Messenger RNA from Tribolium castaneum (red flour beetle), 1241 nucleotides. Its product is annotated as pupal cuticle protein 20. Bases 129 to 1130 code for a protein of 333 amino acids. The record is from RefSeq and is a predicted model, not a curated record. Gene Ontology annotation, cellular component: chitin-based extracellular matrix. Gene Ontology annotation, molecular function: structural constituent of chitin-based larval cuticle. The transcript has 2 exons. NCBI's taxonomy places the organism in Eukaryota, Metazoa, Arthropoda, Insecta, Coleoptera, Tenebrionidae.